AUGAAGAUAGUGAUAUUGGCUGUGGCUCUGGCCCUGGUGUUGGCUAGUGGUGGGUCUGUCACUAAUUAACUACUGAGUAAACACUGUCUUUUAACCCCUCCCGUACUGUGGUGCUGGGUGAGGCUAUGGAACGGUCUCGUAUUGUAACAUCGAUGUGGUCCUAACACAGUGGUGUGUUCUAGGUGUGUUCUAGGUGUGUUCUAGGGUUCCUAUAACCUCGCUAUAAUUCUGUGGUCCUGACACAGUGGUGUUGUCCCCUAGGUGAAGCCCUUGACUGUCUGCGCUGUGUCCCAACUAAGGCGGGACGAGACUGUGAGGUGACAGUAGAAACCUGCCCCCCAGAGAAGGACGGCUGUGCAGCCGCCAAGUUCCUCAGAGCACCGUGUAAGUAAUGUUACUGACCAGGUUCAAAACCCGGGUCUUCAGACUAUGUUAGCCCGCUGAGCUAAACCCUUACACUUGAAAAAUAGUAAUGUUGUGAUGAUGCUACAUUACUUGAGAAAACAGCAUUGGAUGUCAUGUCACACUAAGUUCUGUGCCAGUGUUGACAAAUCGUCUCAGAGUGGUGCAGUUUUAUAUCGUAAUGAAUAAGACUAUAUGGACUCAUCCUACAUCAGCACUCCUGCUCUGAGAUGCUUUGUGGACCCUGCUAAAAAAUAAAAAAGCAUAGAUCAGCAUACGUAUCAUGCUGGUCUAUGCAGUUUUUUUUUCAGAGGGGAUGCAGGCCCUGGUUUGAAUAACCAAGAAUAAAAGGUUUUUAAUACAGAUUAUAGUCAACCGUUAACAGCUAUCACAUAGUAACAUAACAUUGUCCUAUGUUUUCUCUCUCAGUUGGCCAUUUCCAGAGAUGCAUGGACAUGUCGGGCUGUAAGAUGUUCCAAACCAACGCUUACAUCAACAUGAAGUGUUGUGACACUGAGAAGUGCAACACAUUCUAG
This is a messenger RNA of Coregonus sp. 'balchen', 938 nucleotides long. NCBI's taxonomy places the organism in Eukaryota, Metazoa, Chordata, Actinopteri, Salmoniformes, Salmonidae. The record is from the annotation of a GenBank genome assembly.